Cheilinus undulatus (humphead wrasse) is the source of this 1365-nucleotide messenger RNA. Its product is annotated as serine/threonine-protein kinase prpf4B-like. NCBI's taxonomy places the organism in Eukaryota, Metazoa, Chordata, Actinopteri, Labriformes, Labridae. The record is from RefSeq and is a predicted model, not a curated record. The coding region runs from base 108 to 662 and encodes 184 amino acids. Gene Ontology annotation, biological process: RNA 5'-cap (guanine-N7)-methylation. The transcript has 3 exons. Gene Ontology annotation, molecular function: RNA binding.
AGGACUCAUUUGGACAACGGACUUCCGACAAGUUGUUUCCAUGGUUGCUUCACGACUAAUUACUAGUGUUUUGUUAAAAAGCUAACACAGUUCGUGCUGUAAAUAGUAUGGCUGAGACUACGGAAAAACCGCAGAGCUACGAGGAGAUGUUUGCCCACAGGUUUACAUCAGAAGACCCUGAGUACCAGCAGUAUCUCAGCCGUCCCGCCGACCCCCCGCCUAUUGUAGAGGACUGGAGGAGUCGUGGAGGAGGCAACAGAGGCAGAGAUAACAGGUACCAAGAUCGGCGUGGAGGCCAUGGGUGGGGAGAGCGCCGAGGCCGAGGCUGGGGAGGAGACAGGGGCUGGGGAAGAGACCGGGGAUGGAGAGGGGACCAUCAUGGACAGCAACACUGGCGGGACAGAGACAGAGACAGAGACAGAGAGCGGGACAGGGGCAGAGAUGGAGAUGGAGAUAGAGAUAGAGAUAGAGAUAGAGAUAGAGACAGAGACAGAGACAGAGAUAGAGACAGAGAUAGAGACAGAGAUAGAGAUAGAGAUAGAGACAGAGACAGAGACGGAGAUCGGCACUGGGGCCAUGGAAGUGGGUAUCAGUCAGGCCAUCCAAGCUCCAACCAGGGGUACAACUCUCAUCAUCAGAGACCACAUUACGACCGUUACUGAUCUGUGCUCUCAUCUCUUGGAUGUUGUCAGUAUUUUCUCAGUGGCUAGUUAUGACUUGCAUUGCUUACCCAUAAGUGGCAAUGUGCAACUUUUGAUGUUUCUAUACUGUAUGGCUCUCAGUUCCACAGCUUUUCUAGAAAAGACUAAGACAUGUACAAAUAUAAAUACUUCACUGUUCAAUCUUUAUAUUUGUGUGAAAUGAUCAAAAUUGUGAGGUACAGAUUAAUGUCUUAUACGUACACACAAAUAUAUGAAAACAGUUCUUAGUCAGCUAGUGAAAUGUUUUUAAGAAUCUUCAGGGUGAUGACGGAAACUUUGACCUCUACUUAACUUUUUCAUGGAAAAGCAAAAUCUUGUUGAUUUUUAAAGCUUGCUGCAUAUUUCAAAACUGGAACUCGUGCUAGCUGUGAUAACAUGAGUUUAUCAGUAUUUCAGUAAUUCAUGGGCUGUUUUAACACAAAACAAGUGUCAGAGCACAGCUGGGAAAUAACGGGUUGUUUCAUGUUCAGAUAUUAGUGUUCUUGUCUCUUUUUACAUGUUUUGAUAUGAGAUUGUCAAUAAUUAUGAAGGGCAGCGUUGUUUGAAACAUGUGUCCUAAUUCCUUGAGAAAAUUUAUCUGUAAUGCUGUUUUAUAUUUCUGUCACAACAUUGUCUACAGAUGCAAAUGGGCUAAGAGGUUAUCAAUAAACAUGUAUUUUGUUAA